GGAAUGCGAUCGAUGCGCGCACCCGGAAACUUUGCGCGAGCAGUGACGCGCCGAGUAAUGCGGGAUCGCGCGGUCGAAAGACAGGUCUGCGUUUGGAGAAGCGAAGGAGAGAAGAAACGCCGGAGAGAAGAAUGAUGGCGGUGAAGUGGUGACAAGUUUGGAAGUGUACACUGUAUGGAGAUCGUGAAGUUGAAAAUGAUCAAGACCGACAGCAAAGGCGACAGGACCCUGAGGAGCGUCUCUCCGCAUAGGAAUGCAUACAAAUCAGACUUCCACACGAUUAAAUGCUCCUUUGACGGAGUUAAAACUGACAGCGUUAACAAGUCAUAUGCAAAUGGGUCCAGCGACACCCGAGAGGACACAAGGGGGAGACCUUUUGGCAAUAAAGUGAAUAAGAUAAAAAACAUAUUCCUGCAGAUGGAUGGCCAACAGCACGAGGGCCAAGAUGCAAGAAUGGUCUCAAAAAGUGAUGUAUCCCAGUAUCAGUUUUCUAGCAGUGCUAAUAAAAUAGCUUUGGACAGGGGUAUCGGCCUGGAUUCACAAAGUACUGAUAAAAGCCAGAAGGUAGAUGAUGUUGAAAUUGACAAAGCCGUACUGGCUGAGAAAUUCUCUGUAACUAGGAAGCUGUUUGAGAGGGGAAUGCAAGACCACCCAGCAACUGAAAGCCACAUCUCCAGUAAAGCGAUCAGUCCCGUUACCUCAAGCAAAAAUUCCGUUGAGGAGAAGAGUCCCGGGAAGCUGAUGCCAGGCAUUGAAGAUACCAGCAGCACUCCCAAAGUCUCCCCCAGCUCCACCUCACCACCUGAAAGCAAGCUAGAGGAGAAGUGUGACAGAGAGGAGAAGAAGCAUGUGUCCAGGUUGUCCCUAAAUGCUGGCCCAAUAUCCAGAAGGUUGGAGAACUUCAUUGUGGAUAGUGAUGGUGAGGAAACAAAUAACAAAGUUAUUUUCAGGAGCACAGAAAGCUAUUCUGAAGUGCAUAGUCCCACUGAGUACUCACUGCCCACCUCCCCAGUUUUUGGAGGCUUCCCUAAACCCACCUCCCCAGUUUUUGGAGGCUCCCCCAAGCCUACCUCCCCAGUUUUUGGAUGCUCCCCCAAGCCCACCUCCCCAGUUUUUGGAUGCUCCCCCAAGCCCACCUCCCCAGUUUUUGAAUGCUCCCCCAAGCCCACCUCCCCAGUUUUUGGAUGCUCCCCCAAGCCCACCUCCCCAAUUUUUGGAGGCUUCCCCAAGCCCACCACCCCAUUUGAUGGUGAAUGUUCCAGUGCUGCAACCACUGUUACCCUCCCCUAUUUUUGCAACACAUUUGUAACCACUGUACCAAAGCCAUGGAGUCCACCCAAAAGGGAGCAAAAACAUUGCCUUUUUUUUACCGGCAGCUACCCCAGUCUGGACCGGGCUGACAUCCUAGAUAACGACGGAAUGGACAGCCCUGUGGCAAGGAGCCCCACCAAGGAAAAACCCCCACAGAAGAAUUAUUCUGUGGAUCCUAAUGGGGUGGGAGUGGUUCGGGCUGAGCUGGUGGUGGUACAUAAUGAGUCGUCAGAGAGUGAAGAAAAUGAUGAAAAUGCUGCAGGUAAGCUUGCGGUAGAAAGUCUAAUGGAAGGCCAUGAUGAGCCUCCCAGAAACCAUCUCUCAGAAGCGGCGAAGGGGGAAGGCUCAGCACUAGGGCAGGUUGCUCUAGAGGAGGAACGCGCAAGAGGCAUUUGGGAGGAAAAGUUGGAAUUGAGGAAGGAGGCACAGCUUGAAAGUCAUGUGAAGGAUUUUAGGGAGGAAGAUGAAGCUCAGGAGGAGGAGAGUGAGCAGGAGGCGCAGAUUGGGCACAGCCCUGAGGAUGGGAUGCCCCCUGUUGUGUGCGGCAUCGAGAAUGCGGCCUUUGUGGACGACAGGGACACAGACCUGGAGUACGUUGAGGACUAUGACGAGCUGCCAGGCCUGCCGGAUGAGGAGGACCCAAGCCCACAUAGGAAGGUCAAGUUUUCUACUGCACCGAUCCGGGUGUUUAGCACCUACUCAAACACAGAGUACGACAGGCGGAAUGACGAUGUGGAUCCCGUGGCUGCAUCUGCUGAAUAUGAGCUGGAGAAGCGGUUGGAGAAGAUGGACGCAUUCCCAGUGGAGAUCGAGAAGGGGGAGAAUGGCCUGGGGAUCAGCAUCAUCGGAAUGGGAGUAGGGGCAGACCAGGGUUUGGAGAAGCUGGGGAUAUUCAUCAAGACCAUAACAGAAGGGGGAGCCGCGGAGAAGGAUGGACGGAUACAGGUCAAUGACCAGAUCAUCGAGGUGGAUGGGAUCAGCCUGGUGGGAGUAGCACAGAUCUUUGCUGCCACAGUCCUGAAAAACACCAAAGGCAGAGUCAGCUUUCUGAUUGGUCGGGAGAAGCCCGGUACACAGAGUGAGGUGGCCCGACUCAUCAGAGAGACUCUGGAACAGGAGCAGAGCCAGAGGCAGCAGAGCUUUGACGAGGCCCACGAGCUGAUGGAGGAGGAGUACUUCGAGAGGGAGGACAUGGUCCAUGGUUCGAGGUCAUCGGAGGGGCUGGCGAAGACGAAUGAACCCGGAGAUGAGAUGUUUUCUUCCUCAAAAAUGGCCCCUACUCAGCUUGCUUUUACAUACAACGAGCUCCAGCUCAAGUAUAGUGUAGCCACUGCAGAGCUCAGCCAAUUAAAGGAGAAGCUGAGAAAAUCGGAGGGGGAGAGAAUAUCACAGGAGUCUAGACAGGCCCAGUUAGAGCAUGACAUACAGGAGAACAAUGACAGGAUCGGCAAACUAGAAGAGUAUUGGCUGGAGGCUCAGACCCUUGUCACAACGGUCAACGAGCACCUGGUGGAGACCCAGAAGCAGUAUGAGAUCCUGGAGAAGAAGUACAACAAGGCUAAGAAACUGCUGAAGGAGUACCAGCAGAAAGAGACUGAGUUCUUGAAGAAGGAGGAGGAGCUAAAGAAGGCUCUGGAUGAGAAAGAGAAGCAGCACGUGGAGCAUAUGGAGAGACUGAAGGAACGGCUUGCUGUCCUGGAAUCCCAGCCCCCUGAGGGUGGGCAUUGGGGCCACCCAUCCAGCAAGGACACGGCAGAUGGAAGAGAAGAAUCCGAUUGGCCAGACAGGAAUGGCCAGUCCGACCCCAACUGGAGGGAUGUGGUGCCUGAAACUCCGCUUCUGGACAUCAGCGCUCACCGGGCCAAGGGCCAGCUUGCUCAGAAAUCCCGGCGCCAGCCACCAUCACGCAAGCUCAGGGAGGCACUGGGGAACUCCCCCUGCCAAGAACGGGCGAAUGAAAAAGAAGAAGCUUGCGAGACAGAGGUUCCCCAACAGGGGGACCAGGCAAGCUCACCUUCACUGGUGCCAGUGCUCAGUGCAGCUGACCAGCAGGAAGGUCCCGCCCCGGGGAGCGAAUCCGGCAUAAAAGCCCAGCCGUCCAGCAUGUCCUCCAACAUCGUCCAGCCUGCCCAGAGGAGGGGGAGCACAGAGAGCAGUGAGAGCCCCAGCACAGCGUCUCCUACGGAGGCUUCAUCUCCCAGCAAAUCUCUGGAGCUCCAAUCUAGUGGCACAAAGAGUGAUUCCAAGGGCAAAGUCAAGGAGAUCAAAGACGACACCAGUGACACCUCAUCCACCGCCAAACCGAAGAGUUGGUUCCCUGAUUUCGGUGGCUUUCGCAAGUCUGGUGGCAAAGGGAAGAAGCGUGGGAAGGACACACCGAGAGGAUCGCUGGACAGCAGGGGGUCAGGUGACCUGCUGGAGAGCCCCGGGGACCUGUCGCCCUCAGACACUCUUUCGUCCACUCCCAACUGCAUGCCCUUCUUCCGGUUCGGGGACAGGGACAGGCAGGCAUCCACCAGCCCCAGCCUGCCUAGAGCUGUCACAGAGCUCAGCACUGAACAGAACCAGGACCUAAAAAGCAAGACAAACCUGUCCUGGUCUUCCUUAUUCAGUCGUUCCUUAGAUCUGAGUUUUUCAGUCAUAGAUGAUUCAAACCCUGGAAGUCCUGAUUUGGGCUUGGCAGGGCUGGUGGGAGAGCCCUGUCUGUCUGGGCGCUCACACACUCUGACCUUCUCUUCCAACGAGACUUUAGAUGAUGAGCCAGCACUCCCAGGGAAGGAGUACCAGUGGCAGAACCGGCCUGUCACAGAGUGGACUACAACGCAGGUCUGCCAUUGGCUGAUGGGCAUGAACAUGGACCAGUACAUCGAAGAGUUCACAGCCAAGGGCGUGAAUGGGCAGCAGCUUCUGCACUUGGACAGUGACAGACUGAAGACCUUGGGAGUUCUGAGCCAGAGUGACCGUGCCACCAUCAAGAAGAAGCUCAAGGACAUGAGGAAAGCUCAGGAGAAGCUGGAGAAACUGCGCGAAAAGAGGGAGAAGGAAGCGCUAUGGAGCGGGAAGCUGCCCGUCAGCACAGACUCCUCCUGCUGAGGCUCCCACAGCGCCCUCGCUGCUCCAGCUUCCCGCUCCAGUGCGAGCUGGACCGCCACGAUGGGCGGCAUCCGGCAACUUUGAGGUUUCUGACAAAUACAAGUUCUACUUCAACAAAUUAGGAGAAUCCUCACUGUAUGCAUGACCUGUUUUUCAUUUCUCAGUCGUAGCAGUUAAUAAUAAGGAAUGUUCCAGAUAUGUCCAUUUUGAGCAAGCAGUGAUUUUUACGCUGCAGUCAGAUAUGGCCAGUGAUGGUAUGGCUGCCAUCUCGAGUGACCAUGUUAGACACAGUGCUCCUCUAGGGCGUGCAUCCCUACCAGUGUUCUGACUGGUGAGCUCCAGUCACUGCCUGACCCUCUUCUGUUCAGUCUAUUCUCCAGUGCAGUGUGGGGCUUAGGCCACACUGCACUGGAGAAUAGACAACACAUGCUCCAAAUCAGGUGGCUGACCUGGACUUAAAGUGCACUAGUAAUAAAAUGAAAGAAUUCCGGCUUUUAAAAUACCGAGCCUCAUCUUCAAAUAAAAUAUCAACACGGGUCAAAAAGCUCUCAGUACUGCUCAGCAAAUGAAUCUCUUUUAAAUAUUUUAUGUACUACUGUAGUUCUUUUAUCCCUGAAAGAGAUUACCAGAGAAUGGAGCCUUCCACUAUAGACUGAAUCCUGAUUUUCAAAUGUUUUAUAUUGUAUUUUUUAGAAGUAACAUACUUAUGUACAGAUCUUUUCUUACAUGAGUUUUGUAAAGGUUAUGAGAAAGAAUUGUCUUUAAAAUGCAAAAUGGCUUUAAAUGUACAAAAUGUUAUAUAUGCAUAGUUAGCUACAUAAUGUUAACUUUGACUAGAGUAGAGUUCAGUAGAUCUUAUUUUCUACUACGUAGAAGUCAGAACAGGAUCACUUUUGCAUUUAAAAAAAAAAGAUUUUCUGCACCCCAGCAAAGUCGGCGUUCCCCUGAGACGACGUUCACGAACGCUGUACUCAGCCAGAUUCCAUCGCAUGCAAGCCCCUGUUGAACAGGGGAAGGCGCGUCAGCUUUCUCCACAUUCCUUUUUUGUUUAGAAGUGUAUAUAACCACAGACAUCAUGUGUAUACAUGGAAUUAAUAAUUGUACAUGUAUGACUUAUAUGCACCUUAAUAUAUAAUUUGCUAGAUGGACAUAAAAUUAUGCUCCCCGAUAAGUAGGCCAAUUCUUUUCCCUGAUAAUGUACAGGUUUACACUAAUAAACUAAUUUUCUCAUC
Messenger RNA from Paramormyrops kingsleyae, 5636 nucleotides. RefSeq lists its product as uncharacterized. Gene Ontology annotation, cellular component: dendrite; cytoplasm; postsynaptic density. Lineage: Eukaryota; Metazoa; Chordata; Actinopteri; Osteoglossiformes; Mormyridae. Gene Ontology annotation, molecular function: actin filament binding. The record is from RefSeq and is a predicted model, not a curated record. Gene Ontology annotation, biological process: neuron projection development; actin filament organization; calcium-mediated signaling.